GGGUAUCUGACCAACUGGAAAACCACAACGACUGGAUGAUUUUGAUUGUUAGUCAUUGACACAUCUGUCAUUUCCAAACUAUAUUACCUGAAAUAUAGAAGAGAGAGAGAUAGUCAUGAUGACAAUGGAAGUCACGGCAACCUAACCAUUCAAGCAUGGAGUCUGCCGACCACUACACAGAGGGUUAUGAAUCAGAUUCAAGUGAGGCAGGAGAUCUCGGCCUUGGUCUAGGAUUAAGGCCAGGUGGUAUUCCAGUUGAUGUCGUACCUGAUAGAUUGUACUGUGUCCCUAAUGUUUAUCCAAAGGUCAUGAAUGACUUUGUCGCAUCUACGGAGGACGAUCCUGAUAUCAAUCCAGCCUUGACUGAAGAAAAGGUGUCAUCACACUUUAAGAAAUGGUUUCGUAAAACGAAACGGGAUUUGAAAUCUAACAAUUGUUCAAGUGAUUCUGAUGACAGUGACUUAGCAAGCACUCACAAAAGUCAAAGUGGGAAUGAUGACAAUCUGUCUGGUGAGAGUUCCCCAAAGGCACCCGGUGCAGAUGAAAAAAUAGAUGCAUUGGAACAGGUUCUAGCAGAAAAUAAACGUUUAGAGUCGGAGCUUGACAAAUGCCAAAAACAACUUCAGGCCAAAAACAGAGCAAUUGAUAUGUUACAAAAGAAGAUUUCACAGAGCCAAACAGAACACAAUGAAUACCAAACACGAAUAAAAUCAGUAGAGACGCAACUGGCAAAAGAAGUUAACAGCCUGCAGUUUGAUGUAGAGUACCAGAAAAGUUUAUUUCAGGACAGCCAAUCAACCUGGAAUGAAAGGUUUGAGAAACUUUGCCAAGAAAAUUCUUCAUUGACUGAGAAAAUCAAUGCAAAAGUAGGAGAACUAAAGAAAGUGGAGCGAAACAAUGCAGUUUUAAAGGAUCAACGAGAUGAACUGUUAGAACUUUUGACUGUGCAAGACCAGCAAAAAUUCCAACGUAAUCACGAACAAUCUACUCCUACUGGACGAAACGCUAUGUCUACAGCUGCAGAGAUGGUCACAUUGGGGGCUUGUGUGUGUCACGUGGUACAAGAUCCAUGUAAAUGUGCAAUGACUGCUGCAGACCUCAAGAAACAGUUGAUCACUGUAAAGGAAGAGAAUUUGAAUUUGAAAAAGCUCCGAGAGGAAAGUCUAAACACUGUUGAUGCCUACAGAAGUGCAUUUGAUGAUCAACUGAAUACCAACAAAAUGCUCAUAACGGAAGUGGCAGAUCUGGCAAUAAUGCCUCAACCCUCCCGCGUAGAGAAGGCGAAGAACGUACUUACUUGGAUAAUAAAGCAACUAAAUGAAGAAGAACCUCCCCCUAAACUACCUGAGGCCUGGAAAGCUUGGAAGGAAAAAAUGUCAACCUCAAAGGAGGAGAACAGCGUUCCAAAUAAGAAACCAACUAUUAAAGAGAUUGUGCCCUUUUCUGGUAUUGAAAUAUCAAUAGAGGGUAUAUCAGUGAGCUGUCAUGGCGAGCGGGAACUGAUUCAAACGAUGCUUCAACUAGUCCAUGAUAAAACUGAAGCACUUGCACAUUCCAAGAUUAAUACUAAACUAUUUGCCAGCCGAGUAAAAGAACUGGAAGACAUAGUUUCACAAUACAAACAUAUUGAUGAAGAAAGGGCACAUCGUCUUUUGAAACAAGUCGAAUACUAACUGCAAAUAAAUACUGGUUAACUAUCCAACUUUCAAUAAAGGAUUAAAUGUUAUUUUCUUUGGGUGUUGAACAACUGUACAUCAUUUAGGGGAGUUUGGUUGAAUAACAGUGGCAAAUAUUUCCCAAUGUUCAUGACUGAAUCACAACACAACUUGGAUAGUAUUAAGCGUUGAAGUUAGAGUAGAGAUAGUUGUCGCCCCCUUGGUACUGCCUUUAUAUGGGGGGAGUAAUGUGACCCGGGUUAAUAAUCUGUUUUGCAAUUGUAAUGGGACGUUUAAUUUAAGGUUUGAACAUUUUCAGUUUUGACACGAAUAGGCUAAUCAGUGAUAAAUUAAUACAUAACGUAUACUCAUCAAUAAAAU
Owenia fusiformis is the source of this 2036-nucleotide messenger RNA. The record is from the annotation of a GenBank genome assembly. Lineage: Eukaryota; Metazoa; Annelida; Polychaeta; Sabellida; Oweniidae.